Toxoplasma gondii ME49 is the source of this 1490-nucleotide messenger RNA. RefSeq lists its product as hypothetical. The record is from RefSeq and is a predicted model, not a curated record. The transcript is spliced from 8 exons. NCBI's taxonomy places the organism in Eukaryota, Apicomplexa, Conoidasida, Eucoccidiorida, Sarcocystidae. The coding region runs from base 1 to 1104 and encodes 367 amino acids.
AUGGCGGCGGGAGUCGAGCAAUUACUUGCUGAUAUGCGGAAGCAGUUUGACGACGUUCACAUGGAAGUCCUCAAACAGACCGCGGAUUUCACACGAUUCAAGGAAGGGAUACGACAAGCGGACUCGGCGGAACAGCUGAAGGAGCAAGACAUGACUCGCCUAAGCUGCUCAGUCAUCAAGGACGCUGCGGCUGCAGCAUUUUCCGCGUCGUCAGGACGCUGGCGAAGGAUGUAUGGCAUGGAGAAGCUGAUUGCGAACGCCCUGCAGAAAAUCACAGUUGAGGAAGUCGAGAAGUCGCAGAAUACAGAAGACACAUUCCAGAAAAUAAGGGAGGCGACGGGUCUUGACGAUGUAAUGGACAUCGUACAGAAGUUCUUGAACAAGGACGUAGAGCACGGGCAGUUACAGCAGUUGGCGGCAGCUGCUGAAGCUCGAUUUGAGGCUGCAGAGGCUCAAGAUGAGACACUGCAAAGGGCUGUCAAACAACAUAUUGCCAGCCUGGAUGCAUUAACAGAAACAACGACGCAGUUAGACCACGCGAAACAAUGGGCAGGCCGAAUUAAUGCGCUGUUCGUCGCUGCCGGGCUUGAAGAACCGUUCGUCUGCGAAUCUGUGGAGGGGCUUGUCAGCUACAUUGCCGCAGUACGGAAGAAUACAAUCCCGAAAUUGCUCGAGACGAUGGAGGCUCAGGGUGAGCUGCAAUCUCAUGCUGGCGACGCGAUCAAUGAGCCACCGGCGACGCAGGGGCCGAUGCCGGCGUUCGAGCGCUCGAGAUUGGUCCUUAAGGAAGUGAACUCCCAUCUGCAUUUUGACAGGUCUUCUUCUGUGGAGGAUAACUCUGACGAAGAAAUAGUAGAUCACGACAGGCUGGAGGGUAGCCCCGCUGAUCACGCCAGCGGGAUGGUGGAACGUCAGCGAAGUACCAGUCACACUGUACAGUAUUCACCGGCCCUGCUGAAACCAAUCACGGCAGAAGUCGGCAGGUCCACAUUGGUCGGCGAAGUAUCGCAACCCGACGUUACUACAGCUGAAGGACAGUCGGCGAGCCCGCGGGACGCCGAAUUACACGGAGACGAAGGACCUCGUCUCGCAUACGCUGCAUAGAAAAGCUGCCGUAUUGAACAACUACGACGUUAGGCAUCAGAGACGCUUGGCCACGAGGUGCUCCUUAUACGAUUUUAAGAUGUUCCGCGUAAAACGUCUUCAGACGCGUUCGGGACGAACAUGGUAUCUCGCACAAUGAGGUAGCUGGGAUGGAGGAAUUGAGAAAACACGCAACCGCAUCUCAGUCCCGGUCGUUACGGGGGUUUGGCCCUCCCAAGACACAUGAAAAGCAGAAGAAUUAGGGAACCGGUACUUCGUCGACAUACAGCACAUCGACAACAUAUGCCUGUCACGCGUAUGCCUGCGGCAGAGACUCCAGUUCGCCGCAAACACCUCGACACUCGUAGCCGAUGUAUCACACUAGAGCUUCUCAGAAGAAAUCCGUU